This is a messenger RNA of Strongylus vulgaris, 832 nucleotides long. The record is from the annotation of a GenBank genome assembly. NCBI's taxonomy places the organism in Eukaryota, Metazoa, Nematoda, Chromadorea, Rhabditida, Strongylidae.
AUGUUUCGAAAGGCAGUGCGAAGUGCAGUGCGUACGGCUCUGGUGCCGUUCGCUGAGCCGCCGCGCCGAGCAGGAUCCGAAGCAGAUUUGGCCUAUGCGGACCCUCGUCAAUAUGGUCCUCCUAUGCCACCUCCGGGUGCUCGGAUGCCCUACCAUAUGGGGCCACAUCCGAUGAUGUUUGCUCCACCACCGCCACCACCACCAGCUCACCUCUUUCGUGGACCAUUUCCUCCUCCUCCACCCCCGCACAUGAUGCCACCACCGAUGCGGCUACCGCCAGGUGUUCGAAUGCCUCCACCACCUCCACCCAUGUUUCCCAUGAUGCCCCCUCCAUUCGCACCCAGAGGCUACUUCAUGCCCCCACCACCUCCUCACUUCAUGAUGCCUCCCUAUCGUCCUUCAAGUCCAGGAGAAGGACCAAUAAUCACAGGACCAGAGUCCAUCUACGGAACGAUUCCUCGACGAAGUGCUUACGAGGAACCCGUCUAUAUGCCAGGAUCACAUGCUGGCCCUCCAGACUCCUCUUAUCAACCAGCAAAUUACCCCAGCGAUCAUUACGAGUCCUAUUAUGACACAUACAAGCGGAGGACUCUGAAGAAGGAUAGCAUGAGCUCUCGGCAAGACUCCUCAUCGGUCUGGGAACAGUAUGAAGCUGGUAUUUACAGAAAACCUCACCUGAACGAAAAAGCUUUUGGUGGAACUCUGAGCUCUCGGCAAGACUCCUCAUCGGUCUGGGAACAGUAUGAAGCUGGUAUUUACAGAAAACCUCAUCUGAACGAAAAGGCUUUUGGUGGAACUCUGAGGUUAGCUUUGACAAACAUUACAUUUUGAU